UCUAUCGCGGCGCUCUAUCGCACCGCUCUCUCGGGACUGAACCACCAUGAUCUCCAGGUUCAAAUCCCUCAACUGAGCCGUAUUGCGGGACGUGUAGGAAGCGGGCGUGCAUUGGAAACACCGACAGGGGCAAACUCCUCUGCGCAGCAAAAUUGCGGUUCUCUCCCUAGAAAGGCGUCCAACUUGGACAAGAAAUAUACGCCACUCCCGCGUAUUGUUUCACGCGUAAACAUGUCAUCAUCGGGCAAGGAGGCCAACAGCGGACAUUGUGCCAACUAUGUGGGACCUUACCGCUUGGAGAAGACGCUGGGAAAAGGACAAACAGGUCUUGUCAAGUUGGGCGUCCAUUGUGUCACAUGCCAGAAGGUUGCUAUAAAGAUAGUCAACAGAGAAAAACUCAGCGAGUCUGUUCUUAUGAAGGUCGAGCGGGAGAUUGCCAUUCUAAAACUCAUAGAACAUCCUCAUGUACUAAAGCUGCAUGAUGUCUACGAAAACAAGAAAUACCUGUACCUGGUGCUAGAGCAUGUGUCUGGCGGCGAGCUUUUUGACUACCUAGUGAAAAAGGGCAGGCUAACGCCAAAAGAAGCACGAAAAUUCUUCCGACAGAUCAUAUCAGCCCUGGACUUCUGUCACAGUUACUCCAUAUGCCACAGAGACUUAAAGCCAGAGAAUUUGUUAUUAGAUGAGAAGAACAACAUCAGGAUAGCAGACUUUGGCAUGGCGUCUCUGCAGGUCGGAGAGAGUCUCCUUGAGACCAGCUGUGGAUCACCACACUAUGCCUGCCCAGAGGUUAUCAGGGGGGAGAAGUAUGAUGGCCGGAAAGCAGAUGCAUGGAGCUGUGGCGUAAUACUGUUUGCACUUUUAGUGGGCGCUCUGCCUUUUGAUGAUGACAACUUGAGGAAUCUUUUGGAGAAGGUGAAACUUGGAGUUUUCCACAUGCCUCACUUCAUCCCUCCAGAAUGCCAGAAUCUUCUUCAGGGCAUGAUUGAAGUGGAUGCUUCCAAGAGACUGACGUUAGAGCAGAUCCAGAAGCAUACAUGGUACCUAGCUGGAAAGAAUGAGCCUGAGCCUGAACAGCCCCUCCCCAGAAAAGUAGCCAUCAGGAUGCUGGCUACAGCAGAAGAGAUCGACCCAGAUGUCCUGGAGAGUAUGCACUCUCUGGGCUGCUUCAGGGAUAAGGACAAGCUGACCAAAGACCUUCUCUCUGAUGAUGACAAUCAGGAAAAAAUGAUAUACUUCCUUCUGCUUGACCGCAAGGAAAGAUAUCCAAGUCACGAGGACCAGAACCUUCCUCCACGGAAUGACAUUGCAGACCCUCCCAGGAAGCGUGUGGACUCCCCCAUGCUGAGUCGUCAUGGGAAACGGAGACCAGAAAGGAAGUCGAUGGAGGUGCUUAGCGUCACAGAGGGAGGAUCCCCUGUCCCAGUACGGCGAGCCAUCGACAUGGCAAAUCAUGGUCAAAGGUCACGGUCGAUCAGUGGAGCAUCCUCCGGUCUGUCUAUCAGUCCGCUCAGCAGUCCGAGGCCCAACCGGCGUUUUUUCAUUCCACCCCAGUCCUCAGACCUGUGUCAGUCCCCCAACUGCAGCCCCACCCACUCCCUUGAGGUCCGCCUUAAUGGGGUGGGGCCUCGUACACCCAAUUCCUUCCAGCCUAGGAUGGGGUCUCCCCUUAUGCAUCCUCGCACCCAGACCCUCCCUGCCAAGCCCAAAGUGUCUGAGAAGCCUCUGCUGUCUACCAGAUCCAACCCACUCCCCAACACAAUCCAGACUGCCUCCACACCCAAGUCAGAGCCCUCCACACCCAUCCAGCCUUUAGCACCCUGCAUCCCCAACAGCCCCCGUGUGAGGCACCUCCCUCCCCUUAGUAUUCCCCCAAAGCUUUCCAUUCCUCUGUCUCCCGUCCCUCCUAUGUCACCCCUGCGCCGCCACCACCUACACCCUGACCACAAUGGCAAAUCUUUCCCCAACUCACAGGUUACCCCCCAUCCUUCCCCCAGAGGAAGCCCUCUCCCCACUCCCAAAGGCACCCCAGUGCACACACCAAAGGACAGCCCAACUGGGACACCUAGCCCAACACCUCCACCGAGCCCCUCAAUUGGGGGCAUGCCCUGGAGGACGCGCCUCAACUCCAUCAAGAACAGCUUCCUGGGAUCACCACGUUUUCAUCGCAGGAAAAUGCAAGUUCCCACACAGGAAGACAUGUCCAGUCUCACCCCAGACUCUUCUCCAGAACUUGCAAAAAAGUCCUGGUUUGGUAACUUCAUCAACCUGGAGAAGGAGGAGCAGAUCUUCAUCGUGAUCAAAGACAAACCUCUCAGCUCCAUAAAGGCAGACAUCGUCCAUGCUUUCCUCUCUAUCCCCAGUUUGAGCCACAGUGUCAUAUCCCAGACAAGUUUUCGAGCUGAGUACAAGUCCACAGCUGGUCCAACAGUUUUCCAGAAGCCUGUAAAGUUCCAAGUGGACAUCACCUACUCAGAGAGUGUCACUGCCACCAAGGAGAAUGGCAUCUACUCUGUCACCUUCACACUCCUCUCAGGUCCCAGCCGUCGUUUCAAGCGUGUGGUGGAGAUUAUUCAGGCCCAGUUGCUCAGCUCCAAUGACCAGCCCGGCAUACAGCCCCAGAUAUCUGGCAGCCCGUUGAGUAACUUCUUUGACGUAAUUAAACAGCUUUUUACAGACGACAAGAACACCCAAGCCUCCCACACCCCUGGUGCUCCCGUCGAGUCUAGCUCCCCUACCAAGCAUGCUUCUGGCGGCAGGCCCCACCAGUCCCCGCCCAAUGACUCGAAAUGCCCUGCUGGCAAAGACAAAACAAAGAUGGCCACCAGCAACAGGACACAGGAACAACUUUAAGGAACAGUAUCUGUGCAUGUCUAGAUUUUAAAAAAGGUGGUUAACAGGCCAGGAACAAGAUGGAGAGCUGCUCAUGUUGCCCUUUAGCUGGGACACACAAAUCAACAACUACAUAUUUGCCUCUGGAUUUUAUACAGCAUCAUGGAUAUAGCUAUUUAAUUUGAUUCAUAGUCAAUGUAUUGUAGCUUUGUUGGCUCAGCCAUCUGUCACGAGUUCUGCGGGGUGUUCACUGAUUUUGUUUGCUCCUCCCAUGUUUGAUAGCUUGACUUGUUUCUGCCACCAGGGAUCAUCCACAAUAACUAUUAACCUUGGCGCCUCCUUGAGACCGGCCUUCAUCACUGCGAGCGUCUGAUGAAAAGACUUGAGCACCAUCCCCUACUUCACUCCACUUUCCUCUCUUCAAGCCCUCUCCCAGUCCAUUUCACCAAACCACACCACACCACCCUCUACCUAGAACAGUUGUAAAAACAACAACAAAAAAAGCCUUAAGACAGUGAUGUUUGUCAAUUCACACACAUCUUGUACCUUAAUUUUGCUUCAGUUCCUUCCAUGUGUUUACCUACAUAAAUACACGCCUGUGUACAGUACACAUAACAUGCAGGAUGUAAUGACUUGCACAAGAUCAUAGAAAGGAAAGAGAGACAAAUGGAGAUUGACCAACUAUGCGGGCUUGGAUUCUUGAUUGAGUUCUCUUUUUUUUAUGAAUGACGGGAUUUUUAAAAAUUUUGUUGUUUGUUUAAAAUGUAGCCCCAAACUUGUGCAGGGCUCCGGAUGUUGCAUAUAUUAAUGAUCUUCUGUUGUACAGACUAAUGAUUGUUUAGUAGGCACAGAAACUGUUGUUGUGACGUGUUUUAGAUUUAUUUAGAAGUUCUCUCUAGUCAAGGCCUGGGCACAUCAGAAGCUUAAAAAAAAUAACAAUAAAGCAUUAAAUCCUAAAAUUACAAAAAAAUUGACAAAGAUGGUGGAUAAGGUGGAUGAGGGUAAAAAAGAUUAGUUUAAAAUAUUCUGUAUUCAAUCAGCUGUCAAAGUUUGCUACAAUUUACCAAUUGAUUUAUCUAUCUGGAUUUGCAUCCCCACUGCUGUUUUUAGAUUUCGGAUUUUCAACAUGAUCAUGCUAAAAUCACUAAUUAUAAAAAAAGUACAGAUUUUGAUGAUCGAUCAUGAGCAUUAAAUGAUGGGAUAUUUUGCAAACACUUUGUGGAAUGAGAAGGGAACUGUCAUGCAUUGUUUGUUUGUCUUGACCUGUUGGGACUGGGCCUCACUGAUGAGAUGUCACAUUUUUCUUUAGCACUUUUAAUGAGUGUACCACAACAUUUCAGCCCUACAUUUAAAUUAUUAUUAUUUUUAUGAUCUACUGCAAGCUUAAGACAACACUGAAUCAGUGUGUCUAUUUUUUUUACUUUAUUUUCAUUCUUAAUUUAUUUUCACUUAUUUAUAUGUAAUUUGAAGAAACAUUUUUUUUGUCAAAUGAUUUGCUUUAGCCAUAUUUAUUGGUUUAACUUAUUUGGUCACAGAGACCUUUGGUGGGGUUUCAUUUUUUUUUCCAUCAUUGGGUGAUAGAAACCAUGUAAUAUAUCUUCAGGGGAAAUCCUUUUCCGUAAAGUAAGAAUGUAGACGUAGCUCUUUGAAAGGAAGUAUCUCUUUAUUGCUAAUUGCCAGUGUGUGUGAUGACUCAGAUUUUAUCAACAGCUCAUCCUAUAGAUAGGACAGGUUUACUUACAAACUUGUUUAAACAUCGAGGAUGAUUACUUGUUACCUUUGACCUCCUGAGGCUGUUUGCAUGUUCAGCAUUUGUCUUUUCUUUGCAUGUCGUUAAAGGACUUGUUCUCCUGGUCCAGUUUCUCUUUCAGCUUAUUUAUGUUGUCAAUGUACCUUUGUUUUAUUUAUUCAUAGUUUAUCACUGUCCUUGAACCUUUUGAUUGACUGUGCAUACCGUUAGCACACAAUUCAUCUUCCCUACUUCUGUCUCUCCACAUGGGACCUUGCUGGUGACCAGGUGACACAGUCGGCUGAGUGGCCAUUUGUCUAAUCAGAGAGAUUUUUAAAGCAAUAUCUUUCAUUGUUCGCUUUCCUCCUUUUCUACAUUGGGAAUCCAGAGCACACCAAAUGGCAUAACUGAGUAGGAUCUCCACUGGCAAUGCUUUCCCUUGUGAUGUUACUGUGAACAACUUCA
This is a messenger RNA of Syngnathoides biaculeatus (alligator pipefish), 5026 nucleotides long. RefSeq names its product serine/threonine-protein kinase BRSK2-like. The transcript is spliced from 19 exons. Gene Ontology annotation, biological process: microtubule cytoskeleton organization; intracellular signal transduction; protein phosphorylation. The record is from RefSeq and is a predicted model, not a curated record. Gene Ontology annotation, molecular function: protein serine/threonine kinase activity; ATP binding; tau-protein kinase activity. NCBI's taxonomy places the organism in Eukaryota, Metazoa, Chordata, Actinopteri, Syngnathiformes, Syngnathidae. Bases 232 to 2853 code for a protein of 873 amino acids. Gene Ontology annotation, cellular component: cytoplasm.